This is a messenger RNA of Ostertagia ostertagi, 5442 nucleotides long. The record is from the annotation of a GenBank genome assembly. Lineage: Eukaryota; Metazoa; Nematoda; Chromadorea; Rhabditida; Trichostrongylidae.
AUGGUGGAGGAAGAGCCCAUGGAGGAGGAUUCCCUGCUGACCAAUGAUCCAGAUGACGCUGAAAUGGUGGACGGAAUGGAUGAAGAGCAAGAGGAAUUCGGUACAGACAAGACUAAAAGGAGCAAAAAAGGCAGUCGAGGACGCAAAUCCAAAGGAAGUAGAAGAAGAUCAGAACAUCCCGACCCUGCAACCGCAUCCUCCGCAGAUAUGUGCGCAGCUCUCGAUAUUCAAGAUGUCACAGUUGAAUAUACAGAGGAGGACUACUCUUCUAUCACCAGCUUGAAGAGUUUUAUUCACCGAGUGCGACCGGCAAUUCUAGAGGCGAAUCCCAAGUGUAACGCAACAAAGGUUUACCCUCUAAUUCAAGUGAAAUAUCGUGAGUUCCAAGAAGAGCUUGCAGCUCAGGGACGCUCACAGGCAGUGAAGAAGGCAUCAAAGCAGCCAAAAUCAGUACCUGUCGAACAAGAUAAGCUUGUAGCUCCAAUCAAGAUACGUAUAUCUGCUCGCAAAAAGCGGAGGAAUGACUCAGACGACGAAGGCGGUGACAGUGACCAGGAAUUUGAGUCUCUACUGAAGCAGCAUGAACAUCAACUUGAUGAGGAAGAUAAGGAGAAAGAGGAGAAAAAAGCGAGCCGGGCGCAGCAACGCGCUGAUAGAAAGAAACAAGCUUUAGAGAAGGCGCAAGCUUCUAGAAAGGCUAAACGUGCCAGGGGCGAGGAGGAAGAGAUGGAACAUCAAGAUUACUGUGAGGUAUGUCGACAAGGUGGUGAGAUUAUCCUCUGUGACACCUGUCCUAGAGCCUAUCAUACUGUGUGCGUGGAUUCUGAAAUGGAACAAGCUCCUGAGGGUGAGUGGAGCUGUCCACACUGCGAAGAGCACGGGCCACCGCUCCCACCAAAAGAAGAAGAGCCAGUGAAAGUCAAUAUGGAGUACUGUCGAGUAUGCAAGGGUACAGGAUCACUUUUGUGCUGCGAUAAUUGCCCCAGCUCGUUUCACGCCUACUGCGUCAAUCCGCCUCUUGAAGAGGUACCAGAAGACGAGUGGCUCUGCCCGAGAUGCACUAUACCAGAGCCAAAACAGCGGCCUGAGAAAAUUCUGUGCUGGAGGUGGAUAGAAAUUCCAUAUCCCGACCCUAUUGAGGCGAGUCCCGAUGCAGAACCAGAUAAGGACGCUAUUCUUCUCCGUCCGCCACGCAAGAUGGAACCCCGCAGAGAAAGGGAGUUUUUCAUCAAGUGGAGAUAUAUGUCCUAUUGGCACUGUGAAUGGGUUAGCGAGACACUUAUGGACGUAUAUUUUACUGCGCUACUACGAAUGUACUGGCGAAAGUAUGACAGCGAAAAUCCACCCAUCUUCGACGAAUCAACGGCACAACGGCAUCAUAAGGACAAUGAUCCUUACGAACUUCGUGAAAAGUUCUACCAAUACGGCAUUAAACCGGAAUGGAUGCAGGUGCACCGCAUUAUAAAUCACAUGCAGUACGGAAAAACUCAAUUUGAUUAUCUCGUGAAGUGGAAGGAGCUCGCAUACGAACAAGCUACUUGGGAAAGAGACGAUAUGGAUAUUGCUUACUAUGAGGAUGCCAUAAAUAAGUAUUGGAUACAUAGAGAGAAAAUGCUUGGCGAGCCAAUUCCCAAACAUAUAGCCAAGAAGAUUGCUGCUCAAAGAGAGAAAAAAGGGCUACCUCCUCUUGAAAGUGUUGACGAACAGUUGAGUAAGAAGAAGAAACGGGACAAGCCUCUCACUGACAUCCGGAAGAAAUAUGAAGCGCAGCCUGAUUACAUCACAGAAACUGGUGGAACUCUCCAUCCUUACCAGCUUGAGGGCAUUAAUUGGCUACGGCAUUGCUGGUCAAAUGGAACUGACGCUAUCCUCGCUGAUGAAAUGGGUUUGGGAAAAACUGUUCAGUCUCUCACCUUCUUGUAUUCACUUCUGAAGGAAGGUCAUUCAAAGGGGCCGUUCAUCAUUGCUGCACCCCUUUCGACGAUCAUUAAUUGGGAGCGUGAAGCGGAGCAGUGGUGUCCAGACUUCUACGUCGUCACUUAUGUGGGCGAUCGCGACUCGAGAAUGGUCAUUCGAGAGCACGAAUUUUCGUUCGUUGAAGGGGCUGUAAAGGGAGGUCCUAAAGCUUCAAGGAUGCGUUCGCAGGAGAACAUGAAGUUCCAUGUUCUUCUUACUUCAUAUGAGUGUAUCAAUAUGGAUAAGGCGAUUCUGUCUUCCAUUGAAUGGGAAGCAUUGGUGGUUGAUGAAGCUCAUCGUUUGAAAAAUAAUCAAUCUACAUUCUUCAAAAACCUUCGUGAGUAUAACAUUAACUACCGUUUACUCUUAACUGGUACACCACUGCAAAAUAACCUCGAGGAGCUCUUCCAUUUACUCAACUUUCUUGCUCCGGACCGUUUCUUCGACUUGGAGUCAUUCACUCUGGAAUUUGCCGAAAUUUCCAAGGAGGAUCAGAUUCAGAAGUUACAUUCACUGUUGGGACCGCACAUGUUACGUCGUUUGAAAGCAGACGUACUCACAGGAAUGCCAUCUAAGAGUGAACUGAUUGUUCGAGUUGAGCUCAGUUCAUUGCAAAAGAAGUACUAUAAGAACAUUCUUACUCGUAACUUUGACGCUUUGAAUGUCAAGAAUGGUGGAUCGCAGAUGUCAUUGAUCAACAUAAUCAUGGAGUUGAAGAAGUGUUGCAAUCAUCCUUACCUCUUCGCAAAGGCCAGCAUGGAAGCGCCAAAGCUCAAAAAUGGGAUGUACGAAGGGACACAGCUGAUAAAAAAUGCUGGCAAGUUUGUUCUGCUGCAGAAAAUGAUGCGAAAGUUGAGAGAAGGUGGUCAUCGUGUUCUGAUAUUCUCCCAAAUGACUAUGAUGUUGGAUAUCCUGGAGGAUUUCUGUGAAGUGGAAGGCUACAAAUAUGAACGAAUUGAUGGAUCUAUUACUGGUCAAGCAAGGCAGGAUGCUAUAGAUAGAUUCAAUGCUCCUGGUGCACAACAGUUCGUGUUCCUUCUUUCUACUCGAGCUGGUGGUCUCGGUAUCAAUCUUGCAACGGCUGAUACUGUAAUUAUUUACGAUUCGGAUUGGAACCCUCAUAACGACAUUCAGGCAUUUUCUCGUGCUCAUCGAAUUGGACAGCAAAAUAAAGUCAUGAUUUACCGUUUUGUAACGAGAAAUUCUGUGGAGGAACGAAUCACAUCCGUUGCAAAGAAGAAGAUGCUGCUCACUCACCUGGUUGUCAGAGCAGGUCUCGGCCAAAAAGGCCCGAGUAUGAGUAAAACAGAGCUCGAUGACGUGCUAAGGUGGGGCACAGAAGAGUUGUUCAAGGAUGAUGAGCCACAGCCAGGAGAAACAACUGAAGGGGAACCUGGAAAGAAAGCUAACGAGAAUGAAAUCGUGUGGGAUGAUUCCGCUGUUGAUGCUCUUUUAGACAGGGAUAGAGACACCGAACCGAAGGACAAGGAUGGGGAGAAGAAAGAACACUGGACCAACGAGUACCUCAGUUCGUUUAAAGUUGCAACGUACACCACAAGGGAGACUGAUGACAAAGAGGAAGAGGAAGAGGAAGAAAUGGAGGUUAUCAAGGAAAACGAUAAGGAGCCUGAUCCGGACUAUUGGGAGAAGCUUCUUCGGCAUCACUAUGAACAAGAUCAGGAAAUGGAAGCACAGAAACUCGGUAAAGGCAAAAGGCUACGCAAGCAGGUCAACUAUGCAAGUGAGAACAUGGGUCAAGACUGGCAGAAUCGCGGUGGAGAGCAGCAAAACAACGAUGAUGAUGAUCUCUCUUCAUAUGACGGUGGAUCGGAGAAAGCCUCUGGUGAACACUCUGAUGACGAUUUUGAAGGUAUCGGAGGAGAGAAGAAGAAAAAACGAGAAAGAGAUGCUGAAAAACUCCCACCACUCCUUGCAAAGGUCAACGGCCAAUUGGAGGUGCUUGGCUUCAAUCCCAGGCAGCGUCGAGCUUUCUAUAAUGCAGUGAUGCGCUGGGGGAUGCCUCCGCAGGAUGCCUAUCAGUCGCAGUGGCUUACACGUGAUUUAAAAGGAAAAUCCGAGAGAGCUUUCAAAACAUACACGUCUUUAUUCAUGCGACACUUGUGUGAGCCUGGCGCGGAUAGUCAAGAAACAUUCAAUGAUGGCGUUCCUAGAGAGGGACUCAAUAGACAGCAUGUGCUCACGCGCAUUGGAAUAAUGAGUCUCAUUCGGAAGAAGGUUCAGGAGUUUGAACAAGUUAAUGGUGAGUGGUCAAUGCCAGAAGUACGUGCAAAGGUUUUGGAAGCAGCUGGAGCUAGUGCAGUAAAGACCACUUCAUCAUCCAAGGCAAGCAGUCGUGAACAAAGUGUUGCUCCCGAAGAUCGAAAAGAGGACAGCAGUGAUGUUCCUGCUGAGGCACCGGAACCGGUCAAGGCGGAAGCCGAAGAUGCAGCAUCAACUGCACCAGAUUCGAAAGAAGAUUCCAAUGCAACUACUGCUGUUGAAGAAGAAAGCGAUGGAUUAACGAAAAAGAGUGGCCGCCCUCCAUUCAAGUUCAACAUGGCUGACGGUGGAUUCACUGAGUUACAUACGUUGUGGGUUAAUGAGGAAAAGGCCGCUGUUCCUGGUAACGAGUACGAGAUUUGGCAUCGCAGACAUGAUUACUGGCUCUUGGCUGGAAUAGUGCAGUAUGGUUAUGGGCGAUACCAGGACAUCCAAAUGGAUCCCCGUUUUGCUAUAAUCAAUGAACCGUUCCGACAGGAACAAGGAAAAGGAAACUUCCUUGAGAUCAAAAACAAGUUCCUGCAAAGACGUUACAAGUUACUAGAGCAAGCACUAGUGAUUGAGGAGCAGCUCCGCCGUGCUGCGUACAUGAACCUACAGAACAGUACAACUGAUGGAACUGCGCAGUUAGCUCAGCGAUUUGCUGAUAUAGAAAAUGUGGCUGAUUCGCAUGCGAAUGUGGCGAAGGAUUCGGCAGCUGGUAAUCGAAAUGCGAAUGCUGUUCUUCAUAAGGUGUUAAAUCAGCUAGAGGAAUUGCUGUCGGACAUGAAAGCAGAUGUUUCUCGUCUACCUGCUACUCUGUCACAGCUGCGGCCUGUGACACACAGAUUGGCCAUGACCGAAAGACAAAUUUUGUCACGUCUCACAUCAAAAGAUCCUGACGCUGUCGCUGGUCGAUCUCCUCUACCACCGCCUGGACCUUUUGUGACCCCAACUCUGGGUCAGCAGUUAUCUGGUAUUCAACCGAAGUUCGCAGCACUUCAUCAGCCAGGAAAGAUGUCGAGCAUGUUUGCGGACGUUUCCGACCCUCCAUCUUCCUCCGAUGCCCCACCACCUGAGAAAAAGCCUGCUACUGAAGAAAACGUUUCGUGCAAAUCGGCUAUUGAAGAAGAAACUCCCAUGGAUCUCUCCGCACCACCACAACCGCCAGCUGUAGAUAAGCCUGCGGAGAAAACGGAGAGCGCACAAGAAGUCUCUACUGCAUAA